Messenger RNA from Lachancea fermentati, 1551 nucleotides. Lineage: Eukaryota; Fungi; Ascomycota; Saccharomycetes; Saccharomycetales; Saccharomycetaceae. The record is from the annotation of a GenBank genome assembly.
AUGUCUGUGGAAGAAGUCAUGGCGGUCAGGAACUACGGAAAUGCGACUUUAACUGAAGACGGCAUAAAAAUCUUGGAUCAACAAGCCAAUGAGACAGCUAUUACAGGAAACCCACAGGCUAUCAAUUACGAUGCUAAUAAAAAGGGUUUCGAUGUCCCCUCUAGAACGACAAUUUCUUAUGAUCGAGUACUGUUUGCAGCGGAAAUACGCCAUCCAGAGCUGUCUUUAGCGAAGCAUAAGGCAAACGAGAGACAUGAAGACAAAGUGGAGAGUGAAGCAAAGCUCUUAGAAAUAACUUUUGCAGAUAAAAAGGGUUCCGACCUAGAACCCAAAAAGAUUACACUAUCAUUUUCUGGCGUUUCUGAAGUCGAUAAUGUCAGGGACUGGAUAAUGCAGGAAAGCUAUAGAGAAUCCAGCGUCAAGAGGUCUUUCUUAAUAAUCAUCAAUCCACAUGGGGGGAAAGGUCGAGCAAAUAAGUUGUUCAAGUCAAAAAUCGAACCAAUAUUGAAGGCAAGCAAUUGCCAUUUUGAUGUCAUUGAAACAACACAUCAUGGCCACGCAUUGAAAAUUGCCUUGGAGAUGGACAUCGAAAAGUAUGAUGUAAUAGCUUGCGCUUCAGGCGAUGGUAUUCCUCAUGAGGUUCUCAAUGGACUUUUCCAAAGACCAGAUCGUGCAAAAGCGUUCACUAAAGUAGCUAUUACCCAGCUGCCCUGUGGGUCUGGAAAUGCUAUGAGCGCGACAUGCCACGGAACUUCAAAUCCAUCCUACGCAGCAUUAAGAAUAUUAAAAUCACCGGAGCUAAGAAUGGAUAUAAUGUGCUGUUCCCAAGAAUCAUAUCAUAAACAACCGAAACUUUCAUUCCUGAGCCAAACUUAUGGUGCUAUCGCUGAGGCGGAUAUCAAUACAAACUUCAUAAGAUGGGUAGGCCCUGCGAGAUUCAACUUGGGUGUGGGGAUGAAUGUAUUGCAAAGAAAGAAAUACCCCUGUGACAUUUACGUAAAGUAUGCUGCAAAGUCGAAAGACGAUUUGCGGAACUAUUAUCGCAGUCACAAAACCAUCGCCUCUAAUAGAACGGUGGACUUCCAGCAACAGCAGUUUAAUACUUUGAAGGAUGAAGAUUUCAACCUCAGGUUUCCAUUUUCGAAGAGCACAGCGGAAGAUUGGGAAAAGAUAGAUACAGAUCUCACCUCUAACAUCAGUAUCUUUUAUGCAGGAAAAAUGCCAUACAUUGCGACUAAUACCGAAUUCUUUCCAGCUGCACUUCCUGACGACGGAACAAUCGAUUUAAUUUUGACGGAUACAAGGACCUCCAUCUCAAAAACCGCACGAAUUUUACUUUCGUUAGAUAAGGGUACUCAUGCUUUACAACCUGAAGUGGUUUAUUCUAAAGUCGUUGCUUACAAGCUAAUUCCAAAAGUUAAAAAAAGCAUGCUUUAUAUUGACGGAGAGAACUUUCCUUUUGAGCCUCUGCAAGUCGAAAUUUUGCCGCGUUUGUGCAAAACAUUAUCAUUUAAUAGUUCUUACGUAGAUACAGGUUUCGAAUCGAUGUAG